Molecule: messenger RNA, 1757 nt
Organism: Scleropages formosus (Asian bonytongue)
Lineage: Eukaryota; Metazoa; Chordata; Actinopteri; Osteoglossiformes; Osteoglossidae
Gene: fam234a
Product: family with sequence similarity 234 member A
Exons: 11
Coding region: 1-1659 (552 amino acids)
Source: RefSeq, a predicted model, not a curated record
AUGCUGGACCCCACCGACAGCGUCGUGCAGAUGCGGCCCCUGGACGAGGGCGCGGACAGGGGACCGGUCGGACCGGGAGCGGCGAGGGCCCUGGUUAAAACAAAGGAGGGCUACUGGCGCAGGGACCGCUUCAUUCCCAUGUCCCGGUGGCGCACCGGCGCCUUCUUCCUCUCCCUUCUCCUGUGCCUCGCAGUCAUAUUUUCUUUCUCCUUCAUGGUGCCCUGUCCUGCCCCAGACCUCUCCCUGCGCUCGUGGAACCGAACCUUCCAGGAGGCAGCAACGUACGAGUUCCUGGCUCUGGGAGACGCCAACGGAGACGGCGUCCUGGACGUGCUUUUUGUCCUCAAGGGGGCUGAGGGCCGUCUCAACACUUCAUGCGUCAACGCAAGUUUGGGAACCCCAUGUGUGUUUGUGUCGGCCUUGACCGGGACGAACGGAGACUCCCUGUGGGAGCGUCCCCUGGCCCCGGAGCUCCACUGGGCGCAGUGCGGUCUGCCCACGUUUGGGGACUCGAACACAGGCUGCCUGCUAUCCCACGCCGACCGCAUUACCGCAAUCCAGCAGCACAGCGGAGAGGUCAUAUGGGAACAGCCUCAGCCGCCCGACCUGAACAGCAGGCCGCCGGCUCUGAAAAUUCCGGACCUGAAUGGGGAUGGAGUGAAUGACCUGGUCCUAAUUGGGCAAAGCCCGGUUCAGACCAAGCUGGUGAUUCUGUCUGGAAGGAGCGGCGAUCGGAUCGGAUCGGAGGUGGUUCUGGACUCGGCGGAGGUGUUCAGACACCUACUGCACACCACAGCAAAGGGCUCUCACUACGUGCUCUUUCACAAGGUAGACUGCGGGCUCUACGCCCAAGCCCUGUGGAGGAUCGCAGCCCAGGCCCUGGAGGGCAGUGAGGCUGGACUGGUGAAAGACCCCAUGUGGGAGGAGAAGACCAGCGCCACCUCUGGCCAGGUGCAGCUCUACAAGUCCGACUCGCUGCGGCACGUGGUCGCUGUGGAGAGGGGGAGCAGGAGCCCCCACCUGCUGCUGGUGAGCGAGGGCGCCGUGGAGCUCAUGCACGGGGACCGCCUGCAGCCGCUCUGGAAAGUCAACACCUCCGGGGUCCUGAGCGAGCCCACGUUGGGACACUACAAUAAGGACGGCGUCCCCGAUGUCAUCAUAGAGGAGGACAUGGGCAACUGCACGAAAAAAGUCAAGAUCCUGGACGGCACCUCAGGUCGAGUGCUAUGGGAGGUGAGCUUACGGUUCCGACCCGAGACGCCCCGGCCCACCGCUGUCAGCAUUGCCAAAUCGUACUCGGUGUUCGUGUUCUGGGGGGACUGGCUGUCGCAGACCAACUCCUCGGAUUCGGAGAAAGAGCAGUUCUCUUACAUGCUCCACCCACAUUAUUCCAACGUUCUUCUGGAGAAGAGCACCGUCGCAGACGACAUUAUAGCAUUUAAAGUGGCUUUGAUGGAGAUGGGACGCCACGCCUCCUACGUAAUGCUGACGGGACCCGUGGGGGUGGGCGCCCGGGGCUCGGUGACGCUGACCAAGCGCCAGCUCAAAGAAGACAUCCCAGAGAGCCGUGUCCUCCGGCUCGGGGAGCUCGCCAGCGAAGAGACCGACCAGGAGAUCAAGGAAGCUUUCAUCAGACUGCACAUGAGGAAGGACACUUGAGCAAGCGCUGGACCGGGAACGCUUGCUUAGCGCUCCCUCCCCAUCAGGAGGUCUUUCUUUACAGCCGCUGCAUACGUUCCACUCCUGAGGUUGUCGUU